AUAACUUUCCUCCUCCUCUACUGGAAAUCUAUAAAAAGUCAAAAAACGCUUUUUUUCCCUUCAUCAAUCGGAGCUUGAGCUUUCACCCACCUUCAGUAGAAGAUCAGUUCUGCUCUACAACCAUUCUGGUGCUCUUAUAUUCAUCUUCUCCGGUUAUCUUCUUGAAGGCGUUGGCUAUUUAGCGUCGGCGUUGCAAUUAGGUGGUUUUGGGUGAUCAGAAGAGAUAUAUAGUUUGUGCUCGAGAUUUGAAAUGGGUAAAUUCGUGGGGGUUUUGUUCUUGUUUUUGAGUUUGGUGGCUUCGUCUUACGCUCAGAGUUGUUCGAAUUUCGCUUUCUCCGGGAACAGAGUAUUUGCUACCUGCAAUAAUCUGCCGGUGCUUAAUUCGGUUCUCCACUGGACCUACCACCAGGCUAACCACACCGCCGAUAUCGCCUACCGUCACGCCGCGGUCACCGCCUCCAACUGGGUGGCGUGGGGGCUGAACGUCGGCGGAUCCGGGAUGCGAGGAACGCAGUGUUUGGUGGCGUUUCAAAACUCUAGUGGGAGUAUUCAUGCCUACACUUCCCCUAUCCCUACCUCCAGCUACGCAACUCAACUCGCAGAGGGCUCUCUCAGCUUCGGCGUGUCGAAGAUCUCGGCGGAGUUAACCGGCGGCGAGAUCAUCAUUUUCGCUACUCUCGCGCUCCCCGCCGGUCGGACUAACUUCAACCAGGCCUGGCAGGACGGCUCCCUCUCCGGCACCACCCCUCAAGCCCACGCUCAGACCGGAAACAACAUGAGGUCCACCGGAACUGUGGAUUUCGCCACUGGCCAGACUUCCGCCGGCGGCGGAAGCGAUUCGUUCGAAUCUGUGCUGCGCAGGAGACACGUUCACGGAGUGCUAAACGCCGUUAGUUGGGGAAUAUUGAUGCCUAUGGGCGCCGUUAUAGCUAGGUAUUUGAAAGUGUUCAAAUCUGCCGACCCCGCCUGGUUCUAUCUCCAUGUUGCUUGCCAAACCACCGCUUAUGCCGUCGGCGUCGCCGGAUGGGGCACCGGCCUCAAGCUCGGCAGCGAUUCCAAGGACGUUACCCAAGACACUCACCGGAACAUCGGCAUCACUCUCUUCGCCCUCGGCACUCUCCAGGUUUUUGCGUUGCUUCUGAGGCCGAAGCCAGACCACAAGUUGAGAUUCUACUGGAACAUCUACCACCACGCCGUCGGGUACACGGUGAUCAUCCUCAGCGUCAUCAACGUGUACGAGGGAUUCGAUGUGUUGAACGGGCAGAAGAACUGGAAGAAAGCCUACACCGGCGUGAUCAUCUUCUUGGGCGCCGUCGCCGCCCUCUUGGAAGCCUUUACGUGGUUCAUUGUCCUCAAGCGCCGGAGCGCCAACAAGCAACACCCGGCUCCGCACCACGCCGCCAACGGCAACGGCUACAGCGUCUAGAUAUACAUACACUUCUGUGACGGCCGGUCGCCAUAGAUGAUGAUGAUGAUGUUAGCUUUCAUUUUUCACUGUGUUUUUUGUAUACAUUUCAUUUUUGGAGAUUAUCAUUAUUCUUAGCUUGAGAUGUUAGGAUUUUUUCUUUUUGUAUGAUUUCUUUUGAGUUCGAUUAUAUUAUUGAUGCUUGUGUAAUAAGUUCCUUUUUCUUUUUUAUAUAUACACAUUAGAACUUUUUAUAGGUUUGUGAUUA
Molecule: messenger RNA, 1673 nt
Organism: Ipomoea triloba (trilobed morning glory)
Lineage: Eukaryota; Viridiplantae; Streptophyta; Magnoliopsida; Solanales; Convolvulaceae
Product: cytochrome b561 and DOMON domain-containing protein At5g47530-like
Exons: 3
Coding region: 251-1426 (391 amino acids)
Source: RefSeq, a predicted model, not a curated record